AUGAGUUACAGCGUCAUGUCCACUGAACUGAUCUGUGUGGCGUGUACUUUCUUUGGUGAAAAGGAUACACAAAGUACAGCACAAAACAUAACAAAGCAUAACACAGAGGCACAAAGUACAGCACAACACAUAACAAAUCAUAACACAGAGGCACAAAGUACAGCGCAAAACAUAACAAAGCAUAACACAGAUAUACAAAGUACAGCACAAAACAUAACAAAGCAUAACACAGAUACACAAAGUACAGCGCAAAACAUAACAAAGCAUAACACAGAUAUACAAAGUACAGCACAACAUAUAACAAAGCAUAACACAGAGGCACAAACUGAAACAGGGCAUAACAAGAUCUUUGCUGAGACAUACUCUGCAAAGAGCAGUAUACCUUACCAAGUGUCACCUUGUUCGAUCCCUGACUCUGGCUUUGACUUCGCAGGUCCGGAGUUCUGGGGCGUGAUCAACCCGGCGUGGGCGAUGUGUUCGGAAGGGCGCCGCCAGUCCCCCAUCAACCUGGACCCCCGCACCCUCCUACACGACCCCAACCUGACCCCCAUCACGCUCGACAAGACGGAGGUCAAAGGUCAACUAGUGAACACAGGUCACAGUCUCGAGUGGCGAGUCAUAACUUCGUCCGCCCUGCCACUGAACCUGUCCGGUGGGCCUCUCUCUUAUACGUACUCCAUUAGCCAUCUCAGGAUGCAUUUUGGCGAACGUGAUCUCCAGGGCUCAGAACACACUAUCGCCAACUAUGCGUUUCCCGCUGAGUUACAGAUCUACGGUUACAAUGCACAGCUCUACAGAAACUUCAGCCAGGCAGCCUCCCAGGUCUACGGCGUGGUGGCUAUUGCUGUGUUGGUGCAGCUGGGUGACCGCACAACACCAGCUCUCGCCAAGAUGCUAGAAGCUCUUCCAAGUGUAAAGUUUGGAGGCUCUUCGUCAGCAGCCUACGACCUGAUCAUAAGCGAACUCCUGCCUUCCACGGAACACUACUUGACCUACGACGGAUCCCUGACUGUCCCUGGCUGCUACGAGACCGUGACAUGGAUUCUGCCCAACAAGCCCCUUUACAUCGCUUUUAGUCAGAUGAGAAAUCUCCGGAGGUUAAAGCAAGGUUCCUCUGACUUCCGAAGAAAUGCGCCGGUGGCUAACAACUUCCGGCCACUGCAGUCUGCUCACCAUCGCACUAUCCGGACUAAUAUUGACUUCGGUUACUCGCAGGGGAAAAAAUGUUCUAUGGCUAGGCCUAAAUUGCAGUAUCGUGCGAACGACUGGCGAAAUUCUUGACCACUAUUGCCAUCAAGUGAUCAUGUAAAUAUUGCAUGUGGACAUCACGCGUCUUCAUCGGUGUGUAAAUAGCUUUAUUCCUUUGCCAAAAAAAAAAAAAAAAAAAAUGUUCUUGUUUAACCAACACCUUGUGAGGAAGGUCUCCUG
This is a messenger RNA of Penaeus chinensis, 1428 nucleotides long. RefSeq names its product carbonic anhydrase-related protein 10-like. The record is from RefSeq and is a predicted model, not a curated record. Lineage: Eukaryota; Metazoa; Arthropoda; Malacostraca; Decapoda; Penaeidae. The coding region runs from base 1 to 1281 and encodes 426 amino acids. The transcript has 11 exons. Gene Ontology annotation, molecular function: zinc ion binding; carbonate dehydratase activity.